Molecule: messenger RNA, 963 nt
Organism: Fomitopsis serialis
Lineage: Eukaryota; Fungi; Basidiomycota; Agaricomycetes; Polyporales; Fomitopsidaceae
Exons: 5
Coding region: 1-963 (320 amino acids)
Source: RefSeq, a predicted model, not a curated record
AUGUCGUACAUCGAUGCUUCGGACGCCCUCGUUGAGCUGCGAGGUCGACUCCGCAACAUUAUCGCUGUUGCAAGCCGGCUCUCCUACAGAGUGGAGUGCACACUCCCCCCUGCUGGCUUCCUAGUCGUGGGUGGGGAUAUUGUGUUUCCAGGCGAGUCCAUGCUGCACGACAACGCCCGGCAGAGGCAUGCGACCAUAGAAAGAAUCCGCUCGGAUGGACGCCAGAUGCGGCGCGAGCAUGCGAUGGAGACGGCCGCCGUGCUCCUCGCCGAGCUUGAACGAGGGGCAAGCAAGGUCGCGGCGGUCCAAGGGGAGUGCCGGGCCGCUUACCGAGUGCUGGAGAGAACAACGAGCCCUCGCAAGGCUGUCCCGCUGGGGCUGAAGCUCGCGAACCUCGAGCUCAAGGUCAUCGACCUCGAGCGUGAGCAAUACGCGGUGCAAGACGAGUUCCGCGACUGGCGCUGGUACAUCGGUGCACUAGCUGCACCAAAGGCUGCGCUGGAGGAGUUGAUCUCCCCCCUGUUCGACGCACCUCAGCUUCAAGACAUUCGUGCGCGUGUUCGCACUGAGCUUGAGGUCUUACACAGGCAGUUCCGCGAGCGCGAAGAGACAGUGAUGCAGGCGGCCGCCCUUUCCACUGCAAUGGGGCGAAGACUCGCACAGCGGGACCCCGACAUGACCGCAGGAGACGUGAGGGGCGCCCUGCAGAAGCUCGAGGCAAUGGGGUGUGCGCUGAUUGCACAGGAGGCAGGGCAGGAGGAUGCCAUUGUCGCUCUGAGGAUCUCGUACCGCCGAGGAGUCGCUGCCCCGAAGAGCCUGCAGGGCCCUUGCGCGUUGAAUAUCCCCCGUUUAUGCCUUGCCCGCGAGAAGCAGUUGCAGUUGCAGCUCCGGCUUGAAAGCGCCAUCAAAACGCAGAGCGCAUUGGUCAGGGAGGCCCGACAGCUCAUGCACGCAUUUGACUGA